UAAUCAAAUUAUAGCGGGAAUUUCAAACCUGAUGUUCGUAUUAAUAUUCAUUGUAAUUUCAAAAUAAGCAUGCUCCUUCAGGAUACUAUAAAUUGAACCUGUUCUAUGCUCUGCAAUACACAAGUUAUUCAGCUUAACGUUAAACUUUCAUGAAGACUCCAAGUAUUUUUUUCCUUUUUAUUUGCCUCUGUAGUUAUUUUUUCGUGUUCAUGAGCAGUUUCUUCUGAUGGACAUGAUGAUUUUCUUCAAUGUAUGUCCCUUCGAUCAGACAAUUACUCUUCCAUUUCCAAUAUUAUUUAUACCCCUAACAACUCUUCAUAUUUAGCCGUCCUAAACUUCUCCAUAAAAAACCUUCGGUUCACGUCAGACACAACGCCUAAGCCAUUAGUCAUUGUUACCCCUACGCAUGAAUCCCAGAUUCAGUCUGUUCUAUAUUGCGCCAGAGAAAAUGGCUUGCAAAUACGUGUUCGAAGUGGUGGUCAUGACUAUGAAGGACUUUCUUAUACAUCAGAAGUCCCUUUUGUCAUCCUUGAUCUUAUCAACCUACAGCAAAUAAGCGUUGAUGUUGAGGAAAAAACUGCAUGGGUUCAAGCUGGCUCAACAAUCGGCGAAUUGUACUAUAGAAUUGCAGAGAACAGUCAAACCCUAGGGUUUCCUGCUGGUGUUUGCCCUACUGUUGGAGUUGGCGGACACUUCAGUGGAGGAGGUUACGGACCAAUAUUAAGAAAAUAUGGGCUUGCAGCAGAUAAUAUAAUUGAUGCGCGCAUGGUUGAUGUCAAUGGAAGAAUUCUCGACAGAAAUUCCAUGGGCGAAGAUCUCUUCUGGGCCAUAAGAGGAGGUGGAGGUGCAAGUUUUGGAGUCAUUCUUGCUUGGAAGAUACAACUGGUGGAUGUUCCAGAAAGAGUCACUGUGUUUUCAGUUAACAAAACCUUGGAUCAAAAUGCAACAAAUAUAGUACACCGAUGGCAAUAUGUCGCGCACAAAUUAGACAAAGAUUUGCUCAUUAUGAUCCUUAUACGAAGGGUAAAUUCAAGCCAAGAUGGCGAGAGAACAAUACAGGCUACAUUUAACUCAUUGUUCCUUGGUGGUGUUGAUACAUUGCUUCCUUUGAUGCAACGAAGCUUCCCGGAACUAGGUUUGCUGAGAGAAGAUUGUACUGAAAUGAGUUGGAUAGAAUCAGUCCUAUAUUGGGCUGGGUUUCCCAUAGAAUCACGCGAUGUCUUGCUGAACAGGACUCAGCCAAAUGUACGAUACUUCAAAGCAAAAUCGGACUACGUUCAAAAACCUAUAUCUAAGAAUGGGCUUGAAGGAAUAUGGAAAUUGUUUUUUGAGGACGAAGCCGAGGAAGCUGAGAUGUUCUUAACUCCAUAUGGUGGAAGAAUGCAUGAAAUUUCAGAAUCUGCGAUUCCCUUCCCUCACAGAGCUGGUAAUUUGUACAAAAUUCAGCACUUGGUGUCCUGGGACGAAGAAGAGGUAGAAGCAUCAGAAAACUAUAUAAAUUGGAUUAGAAAGCUUUAUAGUUACAUGACUCCUUAUGUUUCAAGAUUUCCAAGGGCUGCAUAUCUCAACUACAGAGAUCUUGAUAUAGGAGUUAAUGACAAAGGUAAUACAAGCUAUGCAAAAGCCAGAAUUUGGGGCAUCAAAUAUUUCAAGAAUAAUUUUAAUAGGUUGGUUCGGGUGAAAACCAAGGUUGAUCCUUCUAAUUUCUUCUGGAAUGAACAAAGUAUUCCACUCCUCUACUCAGGGGCGGACCCAAAAUUAUUCUUCAAUGGGGAUGAGACAAAAAAUUGGCUAAAAUGAGUGAUGUUUGGCCCUAUCUCUACUCAUGGUGAAACAAGGGCGGAAAAUAAGAUUAUUGGGGAAAUUGAAUGUUUCAGUAUUUGUAUUCUUACUUGUGAAUUGAUUUUUAUUUUUGUCAUUACAAUACUAUAUAGUUGAUGUCAUUUGUGUCAAUAAAUAUUGUUUUUAACUUGAGUUUAUUAAUAAAGUACACCAUUUUUAAUAAA
Messenger RNA from Olea europaea var. sylvestris, 2006 nucleotides. Its product is annotated as berberine bridge enzyme-like 8. The record is from RefSeq and is a predicted model, not a curated record. The coding region runs from base 253 to 1800 and encodes 515 amino acids. Gene Ontology annotation, molecular function: FAD binding; oxidoreductase activity. The transcript has a single exon. NCBI's taxonomy places the organism in Eukaryota, Viridiplantae, Streptophyta, Magnoliopsida, Lamiales, Oleaceae.